AUGGCCGUGGUGAUCGCUUCCGAUGAGUCAACGCAUUUUGCGCCAAGCUUGCGCCGGUCACACUCUCAGCCGAAGUUUGGUUCGAAGCAGUCCGGCUUUCACCAGUCAUCGUCCACCUCUCGCAUAAGCGACCUUUAUCAACAAUCAACCUAUCAACAGCAGCCAGUACGUCGCGUGUUCUCUGGCUCCCCCGACCUCACAGCACCACCGUCUCCGCAUGUUUCUUCCGUUUCGGACGGAUCCUUCACGGUGCCAUCACCCGCGAAAUCCGCAUUGGCACCUAGCCUGCGCCUGCCUGAACGUCUUGACCGGUCCGGCUUCGGUACCUCGCCGAGCGGCAUCGAGGAAAGUGCAGUUCUUGGUUACGCGCACUACGACGGUGUGUCUUACUUUAAUCCAGCUCAAGACCUUGCCUCUGCACACGAAAUAGAGGACCUUUACGCGGCUUCGCCAAACGACAACAACACAGUUUCCACUGGGCCAUCAAGAACAAAUUCUUCCGAUUUUGAUUUUUUUGAUCAUAUUGCUGAGGACGACACGGCUGUACGAGCACAACCGUCGCGCCAUGUCGACUACCUCUCUCACAAUUGGAGGGAGGAGGACAUUUGGGAGUCGUGGAAGUACAUAGUCUCCCGGAGAGGAGACUACAGCAACUCUGCGCGGCUGGAAAAUGCAUCUUGGAGAACAUGGAUGAAGUCCAAGAACAAGUUGAAAACGAUAAGUCCCGAGACGUUGAACUGGCUGAAGGAUUGCGAUGUCACAUGGCUCUACGGUCCAUUGCAGACAGGCCACCAAAACAUUGCGUCCCAACAGGCCGAGGACAGCGUUGAGCUGACAAAGUCCAACUCAUUUCUCGUCAACAGCAAAAAACCUAUUCUGAAGAAGCGAAGCAUGUCGGAGCUCAUGCUUCAGCGAUCUUUGUCUGCGUCGUCUCUGGUGAAGCAAGCCGCAGCGGCGGUACAAGCCCAGCAGAAAGACAAGGCGAUCAGGAGAAUAACCCGCCCGCGUUUGGAACGCGCAACUACCGAUUACAUCACAUUUCCAUUUUCGUCUCGUCGCCAUAGUCCAGGCACGUCCAGCUUGCUGCUGUCGAUUUCGUCGUCGGGCGUUGUGUCGCCCUCUUCCGAACGGCGGCACAUCCAUUUCAAUGAGCAGGUAGAGCAGUGCAUCGUCGUUGAGGUUAAGGGAGACGACGACGACGACGAAUCCGCUGUGCCCCGCUAUGAAAGUGACAGCAGCGACUCAGAUGAUGGUGCCAUCAUGAUGAAGCGCACCGCACUGAAGCGGCGAGCGGCGCCACGUCACCGCCAGAGUCAUCCAAUCCACACGGAAAGCAAGACUAUUGCGAUGCUUCCCUCUACGAAGCUCAAGGCUCAAGAGGACGACCCUGAUAUUCUAGAAGGAUCAGCAAUGAAGCAUAGCUACCGCAGUCCUAUCAUGUCGCCAUCUUCUUCGCAGGAGACCCUCCGGCCGUCAAAGCCGUCGAGCCGGAUGUUUUUUGGCUCCAUCGACGAAUACGAUGCCGUCGACAGGAUUGUCGAUAUCGACAACAAGGCCGACAGCGAGAUCCUGCAGGUACAGAAGGACGAGGACGAGGACGAGGACGACAGCGAAGAUGAAGGGCUGGGUAUGUCUAUGGCAAACUCGCGGAAGCGAACUAGCGGGUUUUUGUCAACAUCAGCAUCAACAUCAAAACUGAGUGCUGUUGGCAGCGGACCAUCGACGUCUUUUUCCAGCAGCAGCGGUGGGGGUCUGAAGCGAACAACAUCAACCAGCAGCCUGUUUGCAGAGCCGGCUGGGAUGCGACGAACGGCCUCUGGCAUGUUCAUGCCUUACGAAGAAGGUGAGACUGCCAUUGGCAGAGAUGGAGGGGUGAUUGGUCGCGUCAUUGAUACGGUCAACACAGCCCGCGACAUAAUUCAUGUCAUCAUGAACGUUGGCUGGAAGGGAUGA
Grosmannia clavigera kw1407 is the source of this 1953-nucleotide messenger RNA. Its product is annotated as protein phosphatase type 1 complex subunit hex2. The transcript is spliced from 2 exons. Gene Ontology annotation, biological process: cellular response to glucose starvation; protein catabolic process in the vacuole. NCBI's taxonomy places the organism in Eukaryota, Fungi, Ascomycota, Sordariomycetes, Ophiostomatales, Ophiostomataceae. Bases 1 to 1953 code for a protein of 650 amino acids. The record is from RefSeq and is a predicted model, not a curated record.